Molecule: messenger RNA, 1500 nt
Organism: Peniophora sp. CBMAI 1063
Lineage: Eukaryota; Fungi; Basidiomycota; Agaricomycetes; Russulales; Peniophoraceae
Source: the annotation of a GenBank genome assembly
AUGGACGUAAAGAAACCUUCUUCUUCGCGUAAUAACGUCCUUGCGCGGGCCCGCAACAUCGCCAAGAAUGUCGUCCAAGGACAUGUCCAUCCUAGAACUCGAUCAUGCCACAAGUCAACUCACUCCAUUAUCGCUACUCUACCCAACGAGGUUCUCAGUAUGAUCUUCCAUGAGGCUACUCGGUCGAUGGGUCUUCCGCUUUUCGCUCCUGGCUACGGUCAGCAUGGCCCGGGCUGGUUCGUACUACUCUGGAUAUGCGCUCGAUGGCGCGAGGUUCUUAUUACGGACCCUUCUAUUUGGGCAGCAUGCUACUCGCACUACCCCAAGUUACAGUCGCUCUUCAUCGAUCGUGCGCGACUCAUUCCGCUCGUCUAUAGAUUGAACGCCUCCGAGCCUCGCAUCUCGCCGGUGAGCGGCAUGUUUCGAGCCGACGAAGUUUCACUUUCGCACUUCUUUUCCCAUACUCCCCUGGACAAAUGCGGCGAAAUCGACGUCCGUGAUGGUCGCGGGAACGACAUCACAGACUAUAUAUUCGGACUGGCGGAGGCGUCAACAGACGAACCCCUCAAGAUUCUUCGCGAUCUUCACCUGGAGACAUGGCAUUGGUGCUGGACGGGUCUGAGAGCAAACGUACUUACGCAGGGACAUGACGCAUUCGCCAUAACAGCCGACAACCUCGAAAACGUACACCUACAAAACUGUUGGACCAUCAUCAUCUCGCCCGAAGUCAGACGGUUCACUCUCAUCUUCGGCACCAACUACCUUUCCCGACCAACCAUCGACGUAUUCUAUCGGGCCAUGACGAUGCUAGGUACAAAGAAGCUUACUCACUUGACGCUCACCAAUCCGGUCGGUGGAAGUUACCGGUCGGACGUUCGCGCGUAUCAGGCCAACCCAAUUGUACUGCCUGCAUUGACGCAUGUCAGCCUAACAGGAUACGCUCCUCACAUCGCCAAUGUCCUACGGAUAUUCUCUUGGACUCGUGGCCAUGUGUACGCGAAUGUGCGGACCGUAGUGGGAGACGGUCCAGGACAAAGUUUGGCAGAUGAGCAAGAUAUAUUGGGCAUAUAUUACCCAGCUGGCCAUCAGGACACAGUCCGUGCAGUAACAGUCCAGUGCGACGCUCACGAAGGACAUUUGGCCGAUCGAAUAACGCUCCGAUUCUGGUCUACCGACUGGAGUUCUGAUCGUAGGUCUUCUGUAGACCCCGAGUCGGUCAUUUCUUUCGGAGGAGCUUACUUACCGUGCAUGUGGUACGAGACAGUACUCGCGGCAUUGCAAGUUUGCAGCGCUAUCAACGUCAACCUGCUCGUACUUGCCUUACCAUCGGGCGGCUUCUUAGGUGAUAAUAUUCCCUGGGAGGGACUCUUCACGCUCACACCCAACCUUCAACGCCUCUUCCCGCGACGCCGAAUCUUGGACAGUAUCGGUACAGUCGAAGAUGGCCACGUUCUGGGACACGAGUUUCGUGCUCGCGUACACGAUUUUAGACCUUUUUAA